Eimeria acervulina is the source of this 939-nucleotide messenger RNA. RefSeq lists its product as hypothetical. The coding region runs from base 1 to 939 and encodes 312 amino acids. NCBI's taxonomy places the organism in Eukaryota, Apicomplexa, Conoidasida, Eucoccidiorida, Eimeriidae. The transcript is spliced from 9 exons. The record is from RefSeq and is a predicted model, not a curated record.
AUGUUCGGGUUCCUGGGCCGACUGUGCUCCAAGCACGGAAAGACGCCUCUUGACGCGGAGCUGCGUCGUCAGCGGAAUGCGCUUAAGGCGAUCAACCAGUUUGUUCACAGCAUUCAGAGAUGCCUGAGGUAUUGGGAGAAGAGCGGAAAAGCACUUCGCGUUGGCAUCACCGGAUACUUCUACGAUAAGCCAGCAUAUCAACGGCCAGUUGAAGAGAUAAGCGCCGCCUUGAAACCCCAACUGGAUCUGAUUAAGAAGGCAAAUGCAGAUGCAGCAAGAUCUAUUGCCAAGGUCGAGAAGGCGAGCAGGCGGAAGAAAGACGCAGAAAAGAGACUGCUGAAGAAGGAGGCGGGCCUGCGAAAACUGCAGCAAAAGGCAGAAACUGGGAAAGACCCUCAGGCUGGACAUAAGGUUAAAACCGCGGAGGAUGAAGUGCAGGUCGCGCGGAACUGCCUGCAAAUGGCUGAGGCAGAACUUGCGAGGGAAAUGCAACAGACAAUGAACGGCAGCGCGCCGGAAGCCGCCAUGCAAGUUGCACGGGCUUUGGAAGCGAUGAUUCUUUUCUUAGCCGGUUCUGGGGUAGACGUGGCGGCAGUGAGGGCCUCCAUUCGUUUGCUGGAGGAGACGCAGUACUUCUCUCCACUUACACACCCUGGCGGGCAGGCUUCGCAGCAGCUGCAGCAGCAGCAGCUGCAGCAGCAACACUCCGUAAUCAGCAAGGCAGAGAGGCAGCAACAAAGCCAACAGCCCCCACAGCACCAGCCCUAUAGAGCCUGUUCGAAGAACGCCUUCUCAAAGCUCCCGCCCUCCCGCCAGCCCUUCAGAGCCAGGCUCGCAGAUUACUCCACGACAGCCGCCAUUUUCCCAGGCAGGAAGCCAUCAUCAGCUAGCAGCAGCAGCCUCUAUUGGGAACUUGAACGACUCAUCUCGUUUGCGUGA